AUGGGUAAAAAGAGACGUGGACCGACGCUGGAUGAGCUUCUGGCUCGUCCAUGGUGCUACUACUGUGAGCGCGACUUUGAUGAUUUGAAGAUUCUCAUAUCUCACCAGAAGGCCAAGCACUUCAAGUGCGAGCGCUGCGGGCGCCGGCUGAACACUGCAGGAGGGUUAUCGGUGCACAUGAGUCAGGUCCACAAGGAACAACUUUCGGCAGUCGACAAUGCUCUUCCCAACCGAUCCAGCCUCGACGUCGAGAUCUUCGGCAUGGAGGGCGUCCCGGAAGACAUCAUCCAGUCGCACAACCAGCGCGUAGCCACCCAGUUCCAACAGGCAGAGGCCGAACGGCAGGCCGUGACGGGCAAUCCGCCUCCGGGAACCGGCGUUGGCGGACAGCCAGCGAAGAAGCCCAAGCUGGAGAGCGUGUCGGAUCUGAAGAAGCGACUGGCGGAGCACAAGGCUAAGAAGGCGGAAGCACGUACUGGAGGCAGUAGUGGUGAAGCUACUCCAGUGGGCGCAGGACAGACCCCGACUAUGGGCGGAUUCGGCCAGCCUGCUCCUGCUGCUGCUGCUGCUGCUCCCGCCGCUGCACCCACCACUACCUCACAGUUCUCUUACCCUCAACCCUACGGCACUGCCUCUCCUUAUCCUCAAACCGCCAGUCCUGUCUAUCCCAAUUUCUCCCCGGGACAGCCCCAAUUCCCCCCAACCGCACAAUACCCUCCGGCGGGAUAUUCACCACAGCCGUUCCAGGGUACGCCGGCGGCACCGUUUGGAACCACUCCCCCAGCAUUCCCCGCACAAACUCCCGCAACCCACACCCCUCCGCAGACGGCCGGGGCAUUCCCGCCCCGGUCGGGCAGUCUGCCUAUGCCUCCAGGUUUGCCGCAGCGACCGGCUGUGGCAGCGCCACCGGUCAACGCGUAUCAGAUGCAGCAAAUGCACAUGGGCCAAGCGCCGGCCUUGAACGGAGGCGAGACGACACAAGCGCCUGAUACAAUCUCGACAUCGGUGGACGAUCUCAUCUCGGGGGCCGCGAAGCAGGCGGAGACCACAGCAGACAAGCCCAAGAGCGAGGAGAAGCCCAAGAAGGACAAGUCGAAGGCAGUACGACUGGUUUACUCGGAUAAUGAGACGAGUCCAGAAGAGAAGAUGGCACAGCUGGCAAGGUACGCAUUUGUUCCCGAACAGAAGGGCGAGACGGUUUUGGAGGAGGUACCGGCGUCGGUGGUGACGGGCACGACGCGCGAGAUGGAUACGGUGGAGGAUGCAGCGGAUCGGUAG
Messenger RNA from Aspergillus luchuensis, 1278 nucleotides. Its product is annotated as putative C2H2 finger domain protein. The record is from RefSeq and is a predicted model, not a curated record. The coding region runs from base 1 to 1278 and encodes 425 amino acids. Gene Ontology annotation, cellular component: nucleus. NCBI's taxonomy places the organism in Eukaryota, Fungi, Ascomycota, Eurotiomycetes, Eurotiales, Aspergillaceae. The transcript is spliced from 3 exons. Gene Ontology annotation, molecular function: DNA binding.